CCCGGCCGAUUGAUCGAGGGUAAUCAGCCUUGGCGCCACUCCAGUAAAAAGGAAUCCGACACGCGAAGAACCGAUCUGAUCGGAUCGGGAAUUCUCGAGGAAAGGGGGGCGUCGACUUGUGCGUUGAUUCCCUCGAAAUCGCGAAUGCUCGAUCGACCGCCGCGAGAGAGAGGCCUGUCCAUCUCUUCUCCCUCGUAGCGGAGAUUCGACAGACGUAGGACAUAUAGAAGGCGAUCGAUCUGGUCUCGUCCUUCGUUUGGAUCGGGAAGGAUGAUAACGCGAUCGAACCUUGUGGAGCAGCUGAGAGAGUACCAGAUGCGACCCAAGUACGAAUGGGCCACCGUCUCCUUCUUCUCCUCCUACGCCGCCUCCGAUGCCUCCGCCCGGGUGGAUGUGAUACUUGUGAUAUGGGAGCUGUUGAUGUUUGCUUUCCUUGUUUUCUCAGGAGUUGCUUUGUACUUCAGGUAUAUGAAGAUUGUUUUUCUCCUAAUGUGUCUUACCACUCUUAUGCUUGUGUGCAUGAAAGUAACAAAGCAAGUAGGACAAAACAGGAAGAGUAAGCGAAGAAUGCUCCUCCCACUGUCGAUGUAAACUCUCGAUGACCAUCCCAUUCUUGUGCAAAGGAUUUUGCAGCCAAAAUUCAUUGCUACCUUUCUUUGUAUCUAUCU
Molecule: messenger RNA, 668 nt
Organism: Musa acuminata subsp. malaccensis (wild Malaysian banana)
Lineage: Eukaryota; Viridiplantae; Streptophyta; Magnoliopsida; Zingiberales; Musaceae
Source: RefSeq, a predicted model, not a curated record